Molecule: messenger RNA, 1241 nt
Organism: Oppiella nova
Lineage: Eukaryota; Metazoa; Arthropoda; Arachnida; Sarcoptiformes; Oppiidae
Source: the annotation of a GenBank genome assembly
UACGAGAUCUCAUAUUCAACUUCAAUGAGUUAGAGAUGAAUCGUUUGAAACAAUUAUUCACAUCAACCGCUUAUAUGAGAGAUCCAGUCGUGAAGAUAACAUCCAAAGUCGACACAUAUACCGAUGUCUACAAAGUGUUUCAAAUGCGAUCGGACACUAAAUCUCGAAGAGUUAUACAAAUGUGUAAAACUAUGGCUCAAUUCAAAGAGUUGUGUGAAGACGACAAAAUCAUUUUACUGAAGGCCUCGUGUCCUGAGAUUAUUUGCUUGAUUUCUGUGACCACCUUUGACUUCGAGAGCGAGUUCUGGACGGUUGCCACUGACUCCGAGAAUGGCGUUAUGUUACCAUUAAAUGUAUUAAAGUGGGGGAAAUGGAACUUCUAUGACAUACUCAAGCAGUUUAUGAUUACAAUUAAAGGGGAAUACGAUUCCGAUAUGAAUCUCAUUGAUUUGUUAAUGGCAAUCAUACUUUUUAACCCCAAUCGUCCCAAUUUAAAGCACAAAGAGAUUGUAAAACUCCAACAGAAGACUUACAUGUAUUUACUUCAACGCUAUUUAGAGAUUAAACACAACUCUAAGAGUGAAUCCGAGACCCGAUUCUUGCGAUUAAUGAAUUGUUUAAAUGAGUUGUAUUUAACGACCCAUAAUAUGAUGAGCAAUGCUUAUAUCUUUUCUGAUGAGCAAAAACGCAAACGAAAGGCUAUUGUCGAAGAAAAUCGGUCUAAAACUAAAGUCAAUAUUAAGUUGAAUGCCAUUCACUCGUCCAACACAUCAUCGCAAACACAAUCGGAUUCAGAUAUAAAUGAUAUUUCAAUGAAUGAAAGUAAUUAUGUGGACAACGAUUCUGCAGAUAAUUUACAAAAUAGGCUGAAAUUUAAUGAAAUAGAGAAACGGUUUGAUGAGGAGAUGCCCGUCGUUUCAAUGAUCAAUGAAAUCAAUUCAUACGACAAGUGUUUGAAUGAUAUAGAAAUGAAUCGUUUGGCAGAACUGCUGAAUGCGACCCAAAAGAUCAGGGAUCCGGUCAGCAAAAUAACAUGUCUGGCCACUAAACAUCCAGAGGUGCGACACACUAUGGCAGUGAAAUGGGAACAGUUCCCAUUUCACUGCCAUAGUGUGUCGCACCUCUGGAUGUUUAGUGGCCAGACAUGUUAUUUUGCUGACCGGAUCCCUGAUCUUUUGGGUCGCAUUCAGCAGUUCUGCCAAACGAUUCAUUUCUAUUUCAUUCAAACACUUGUCGUAUGA